CUCUCACACACCCCCGGCCUCUUUCUCUUCCAAGUGAGCCCUGCGCCAUGCUCGCCUCGUUGAGGUACCUCGCGGGCACGGCGGGGCCGAGCGGCUUCGGCUCGCGCGCCACCGCGGACGAGGUCGUCUCUUCCGCCGCCGGUCAAGGCGACGGCGGCGACCUGGGCCACAUCACGGCGAUCGUGACGGGCGCGACGUCGGGGAUCGGGGCGGAGACGGCGCGCGCGCUGGCGAGGCGCGGGGCCCGGCUGGUCGUCCCGGCCCGCAGCCUCAAGGCGGCCCACGAGGCCCGGGCCCGCCUCCUCGACGGCGGCCCAUCCGAUCCGGGCCGGAUCGUGGUGCUCCCCGGCCUCGACCUCAGCUCCCUCGCCUCCGUCCGCCGCUUCGCCUCCCGCUUCCUCGCCCUCGGCCUCCCCCUCAACCUCCUCAUAAACAACGCGGGGCAGUUCGUGGAGCGGCUGGGAUUGACGGAGGACGGGGCUGAGACGACGUUCGCGACGAACUACCUGGGACACUUCCUGCUGACGAGGCUGCUGCUGCCCAAGAUGGCCGAUACGGCGAGGGACACCGGCGUCCAGGGCCGCGUCGUCAACGUCUCCUCCACCGUCCACGCCUGGUUCUCCUCCAGCUCCGGCACCGGCGACGACGACGAAGACGAUGGCCCCAUCAUCGGCUACCUCAACCGCCUCACCAGCAAGCAAACGCCGUACGAUGCGACGCGGGCCUACGCGCUCUCCAAGCUCGCCAACGUGCUCCACACCAGGGCGCUCGCCGACCGCCUCAGGGAGAUGGACGUCAACGUCACGGCUAACUGCGUGCACCCCGGGAUCGUCAGGACACGGCUCAUCCGCGACCGCGCCGGCAUCAUCACCAAUACGGUCUUCUUCCUGGCGUCCAAGCUCCUGAAGACCGUUCCUCAGGCUGCGGCUACGACUUGCUACGCGGCGGUGCACCCGGCGGUGGCGGGGGUGUCAGGGAAGUACUUCGCCGACUGCAACGAGGCGUCGCCAUCCAGGCUGGCGUCCAGCGGUGAGGAGGCCUCCAGGCUGUGGAGCUUCUCUGAAGGCAUCACUGCUAAGGAGAAGGAGAACGAAAGUGUUCUUGUCACCAGCUUCAGGUUCCAGGUUCAGAAUUCCAACGCCGACCGCGGCAUGGCUGUCGCCUAGGAGCACCGGGAUUCAUUCAAGGCCCCGCAAUUUUGAUCGCUGGCGGAGGAACAACUUUACAGGAGCUGGAAAAAUGGAAGUGAGAUGUUAGUUUCGGAAAUUACAGAAGAUUUAGCAGUAGUAGCAUAUAUGUAACAGUCAACGAAAAGUAUACCUGUAAAUACACACCAUAUUGUAUACUGUCAGUGUAAUGUUAGUGUGUUUCUGAGAGCCUUCUAUGCAAAGAUCAACAUGUCACAUUUUCUUCCC
Messenger RNA from Brachypodium distachyon (stiff brome), 1415 nucleotides. RefSeq names its product short-chain dehydrogenase TIC 32, chloroplastic. Lineage: Eukaryota; Viridiplantae; Streptophyta; Magnoliopsida; Poales; Poaceae. The record is from RefSeq and is a predicted model, not a curated record. Bases 48 to 1166 code for a protein of 372 amino acids. The transcript is spliced from 5 exons.